GUCAAAUGUCAUUUGCUAUUUUCAAUUUUAUUUGUUUUUCUUUGUACCUACAAAUUGUACUUGUGAACUUACAUAAUUUUAUAGAAUGUAUCAAACAGUAUCACAGAGUACAUUAUAAUUCAAACUUUACAUGUAUGAUAAUAAUAAGUGUAAUAUGUUUCUCAGUGGACGUAUAUAAAAGAUUAUUGUUGUAUCAUAUUAGUAAAUUAUUAUAGAAAGUAGUUACCUCCAAAGGAUUUAUCAAAUUUAAAUGAAUUCUGAAUUAUUUUAAAUGUAGAAACCUAAAGUAAUAUUAACUUAUCACUAAUCAAGUUUAUGAUGAAAUUAUUAAAAUGCAGAUGGCUAUAAACUGUGUUCUGAGAAAAAGGUUACUGAUAUAAAUUCUAAAAAAUACAGGGAAAUAUAAUGUCAGAAAAUAUAAAUUUUGAAAUACAAUGCCCAUUGAAUGCAGAAAUUCCUGAGUAUGAUUACCGUGACUGGAGUGUUGAGAAAGCUACUUUUCAAGAGGCAAAUUUUGAAUUCAUUGACUUUUUCAACAACUUCAUGUUAAAAAAUUUACCUUGUGUAAUUAAAAAUGUGACAGACAACUGGAAAUGUUCGCAAGAAUGGGUACAAGGAGAUCAAAUAAACUAUGAAGGACUGACUGAAUUAUAUGCUGAUUUUGUAGCUCCUGUGGCUGAUUGUAAAAAUAUUCAGUUUAACUCUCAAUGUAAAUCAGAUAUGAAAAUGUAUGAAUAUAUUAAUUAUUUAAAGAACUUGUCUGAUGAUAGAAUAUUAUAUUUAAAAGACUGGCACUUAAGAAGAUGUGCCCCAAAUGACUAUUUUUAUGAAGUGCCAAAGUAUUUUGCAUCAGAUUGGUUAAAUGAAUUUGCUAUAGACAAUAAUGAGGAUGAUUUUAUGUUUGUAUACAUUGGCCCUAAAGGAUCUUGGACCCCAUUACAUGAAGAUGUGUAUUGUUCAUACAGUUGGUCAGUGAAUGUUGUUGGAAGAAAAAAGUGGAUUUUAUUUCCUCCAGGCGAAGAAGAAAAAUUGAAGGAUUCAUUGGGUAAUCUGCCGCUGCUAUUUGAACCAGAAAAGCUUCAGAAUAUAACAUAUUUUGAAAUCAUACAAGAAAAGGGAGAUGCUUUAUUUGUUCCUUCUGGUUGGCAUCAUCAAGUAUUCAAUGAAUCACAUACAAUUUCAGUCAACCACAAUUGGAUAAAUGCAUGUAAUAUAGAAAUUGUAUGGAGAGCUUUAGCACAUUCAUUGUUGGUAGUAGAAAAUCAAAUAGAAGAAUGCAAAGGCACACCAGAAUUUCCUGCAGAUUGUCAAUUAAUUCUUAAAUCCCAUUUUGGCAUGGACUUCAUGGCUUUUGCAACAUUUUUGCUAUAUAUAGCUAAAAAAAGGCUAGCUCAAUUACAAGGGAAUUCAUGUGAAGUUUUUAAAAAAUACUCUCUAGAUACAAGCAUAAUCAAAUUUGAUUUAAAAAAUUUACUUAAAGUAAUGAACUUAAUUGUUGAACAUCCAAUAUUUUUAGAGAGUAAUAUAUUAUCAUCAAAGGAAGAAGAAUUUAAACAAGUCAGAGAGGAGUUGAAAUCCAUUUUGUUAUAAUAAUAGUGCUGAUAAUAGAAAGUAAUAGCAUCAUGUGUAAGUAUUAUAAAUUCGAUUUUCUAAUUGCAUAAACAUGUUCACUUUCAAUUAGUUUAUCGAUUUGGGCUUUAGUGUAUCCUAAUUCAUGUAAAAUAUCAAUAGUAUGUUGUCCGGGCACCGGCAAAGGUUUACGACCACUAGAUAUCCCUGGAGUACGAGAUAAUUUGGGAACUGGUUCUGGUACAAUCCUUUCAUUUUCAUCUCGAUGAAAAGAUGUAUCGGAUGCCCGAAAUUUAUGUUUAUCUACUUCUUCUACAUUUAAUACUGGAGUGACACAUGCAUCCAACUGUUCAAAUAUCUUACACCAUUCUUCUUGGGUCUUCUUCAGAAAUAUUUCUUGGAAUUUUUCCUUACAGUAUUCAUUAUUGUCACCUUGAAUAUAUUCUUCUUCAGAUAAUUGUAACCCUUUCAGUAAUUCUGAAUAAAAUUGUGGUUCAAGGGCUCCAACAGCCAUAAACUUUCCAUCUUUCGUUUUGUAUGUCUGGUAACAUGCAAAUCCCCCAUCCAAAACAUUUGUACCUGGUUCUCCUGACCAAAUUGGCAAUUCCCUUGAUUUAAAUAACCACUUGCCUACAUAUGCUGCUCCUUCUGUCAUACUAGUGUCUAUUACCUGCCCCUUGUUCGAUUUUGUUCUUUCAAACAAGGCUAAUACUAUACCUAGAGCACAAAGGACCCCACCUCCGGCAAAAUCACUCAGAAGAUUGAGAGGUGGUGUUGGGGGUUGUUUAUUUUUACUAAGUAAUGAGAGUAUACCAGACAUGGCAACAUAAUUUAUAUCAUGACCUGCUUUAUUUUUGUAGAAUCCGUUUUGACCAUAUCCUGUUAAUCGUGCAUAGACAAGUCGAGGAUUUUCUUUCAUAAGGGCUUCAGGACCCAAUCCCAACUUUUCCAUAACACCUGGUCGGAAUGUGUCCAAAAGAACGUCUGAAGUCGAGCACAGCUUUUUUACCACAUUGACACCUUCUUUGGUUUUUAGAUUUACAGAUAACAUUCUCUUUCCGUUAGACAUUACAUCAAAUGGAGUUGGAUUAAUCUA
Spodoptera exigua (beet armyworm) is the source of this 2665-nucleotide messenger RNA. Lineage: Eukaryota; Metazoa; Arthropoda; Insecta; Lepidoptera; Noctuidae. The record is from the annotation of a GenBank genome assembly.